ACCAUUAUAGAAAAGAUUUAUUUACUGCAUGCACCGUGUUAGUUCUAACAAAAAUGAUUUGCUGACUAUUAAUAACGGAAAUGCUCGAGGCCAAAGCAAGUUCGAGAUAACACAGUUUCACCGAUAACGUGGUAAGAUUUUUUGGCACCUGAGGACCGCGUUAUAUCGGGAUAGAGAUGUACUUCAUUUCCAAACUGAUUGGCAGUUCAAUGGUGUACAGUAAAUAAACCACAUUGAAUUGUUUGUCUUAACUUUUUAUUUUAAAUAAUUUAUUUCUUGAGUCCAUUUCUGAAACUUCAGAUGAAAAUAAUUAUUCAUUACCUGGUGUUAGGAUAAAAAGUUACCAUUGCAUUUUUAUCCUCGUAGCCAAAGUAUUUACUCCUAGCCAGAGCCACAUUUGCUGUAGUAAUCCCUUACUUUUUUUUUUUUUUUUUUUUUUAAUGUCACCAGUAUAGGAUUUCCACAGACUUGAAAGCAGGGAAAUUGAAUGUUUUUGUAAUUUGAUGUUUGUUUGUUUGUUUGUUUGUUUUUUACCAGUGAAAGAGUCAAGUAGCAGGGAAAAAACAACCUGUGAGACAACUAACAGGUCUCCGGACCUAUCAGAAAGCCUACACCUAGAUGUUUCCAGCAUGGGAUGUCACAUGCUCAGCUAAUACAACAGUUGAUGGUGACACUAAGGCUGGACUUUGGCCCCUGGCCAAAGCUAGGCUUGGCCCCUGCAAGCUACAUGUGCAGGUUCUUUCUCCCUACACGGAGCCCCACGUCAGUGGGGGUCCAUGCGGACACAAGGUUCCACCCAUAUGGAGUUCAUUGCUGCAUUGGGACCUUUUACCUCCACCUCUCACUCGGACCAGUCAGUGCACACAAAAUCUGCUUCGGUUGUGUCAUCGGAUUCAGUCUCCACCUCCACAGACAACUUUUCUCCAGAUCUGAGGGUCCUGAGGGAGUCUAAUAAAUUGGCUGAAAUGGAAGAACCUCCUUUGUUGCCAGGAGAAACCAUUAAAGACAUGGCCAAAGAUGUGACUUACAUCUGCCCAUUCACUGGAGCUGUAAGAGGAACCCUGACUGUUACAAACUACAGACUAUAUUUCAAAAGCAUGGAAAGGGACCCACCGUUUGUCCUAGAUGCUUCUUUAGGUGUGAUCAACAGAGUGGAGAAAAUUGGGGGUGCUUCCAGCCGUGGUGAGAAUUCGUAUGGGCUGGAGAUUGUCUGCAAGGACAUUCGAAACUUACGGUUUGCUCAUAAACCUGAGGGACGAACUAGGCGAUCCAUAUUUGAGAACUUAAUGAAAUACGCUUUUCCAGUAUCCAAUAAUUUGCCCCUUUUUGCAUUUGAAUACAGAGAGGUUUUCCCUGAAAAUGGCUGGAAGGUGUAUGACCCUAUUUUGGAGUACAGAAGACAGGGAAUUCCCAAUGAAAGCUGGAGAAUAACCAAGAUAAACGAGCGCUACGAGCUGUGUGAUACAUACCCUGCCAUUCUAGUUGUGCCCGUGAAUAUUCCCGAUGAAGAAUUAAAGAGAGUGGCAUCUUUCAGAUCAAGGGGUCGCAUACCAGUUUUGUCAUGGAUUCAUCCCGAAAGCCAAGCUACGAUCACGCGCUGUAGCCAGCCGAUGGUUGGAGUGAGUGGAAAGCGAAGCAAAGAGGAUGAAAAGUAUCUUCAGUCCAUCAUGGAUUCCAAUGCUCAGUCCCAUAAAAUCUUCAUCUUUGACGCGAGGCCUAGCGUUAAUGCCGUAGCCAAUAAGGCUAAAGGAGGGGGCUAUGAAAGUGAGGAUGCCUAUCAGAAUGCAGAAUUAGUUUUCUUGGACAUUCACAAUAUUCAUGUUAUGAGAGAAUCAUUGAGAAAACUGAAGGAGAUUGUAUAUCCUAACAUUGAGGAGACUCAUUGGCUGUCCAAUUUGGAAUCGACUCAUUGGCUGGAACAUAUCAAGCUAAUUCUUGCUGGCGCUCUUCGGAUUGCUGAUAAGGUGGAGUCGGGGAAAACCUCCGUGGUUGUGCACUGCAGCGACGGCUGGGACCGAACAGCUCAGCUCACAUCUCUGUCCAUGCUCAUUCUCGAUGGCUACUAUCGAACAAUAAGGGGGUUCGAGGUGCUUGUGGAGAAGGAAUGGCUGAGCUUUGGGCACAGAUUUCAGCUGAGAGUUGGCCAUGGAGAUAAGAAUCAUGCAGAUGCAGACAGAUCUCCCGUAUUUCUCCAGUUCAUUGAUUGUGUCUGGCAAAUGACAAGACAGUUUCCUACCGCAUUUGAAUUCAAUGACUGUUUCCUGAUGAUCAUUCUGGACCACCUGUACAGCUGUUUGUUUGGGACUUUCCUGUGUAGCAGUGAGCAGCAGAGGGUGAAGGAGAACCUUCCAAAAAAGACACUGUCAUUGUGGUCUUACAUCAAUAGCCAACUUGAAGACUUCACUAAUCCCUUGUAUGUGUGCUACUCCAACCACGUCUUGUAUCCUGUGGCCAGCAUGCGCCACCUAGAGCUUUGGGUGGGAUAUUACAUCAGAUGGAAUCCAAGGAUGAAACCACAGGAGCCUGUCCACAGUCGAUACAAGGAACUUCUUGCCAAACGGGCUGAGUUGCAGAAGAAAGUAGAGGAGCUCCAGAGAGAGAUUACCAACCGAUCAACCUCAUCCUCGGAGAGAGCUGGCUCUCCUGCACAGUGUGUCACUCCUGUACAAACAGUUGUAUAAUAUGGACUUCUAUUAAGUAUUUCCCAGGACCACCUUAAAAGGGCAGCUCUAAUAGGAAACCCUUUGAAUUUAGAUCCUGGUGUCUUGGAGACAUCAACCACCUUAUUUAUUACAUUUCUCUCCAGGGUAAUUUAUUAGUACUGUAGCACUAGAGGAAGCUUAAGCUAAAAAAAGGGCAGACCCCUAUGCAAUUAUCUUGGUGGCUAGAUGAUGCUAAAACUAAUUGCACCUGUCACCUAAAAACAAAACCUAGAGCUCUCACUGACUUAGCUGUUAGAAAUUAUUUUGCUUUGAAUGAGCGACUAUUGCUUGGAAGGAAGUAUUCUGUAAGCAAAGUAUCUACAGAGGAGGAGGACAAUGAAAAUUCUCCACCUUGCUGAAAAGAAACUAAAAGAGACUGAAGUAAGAAAUCAGUCUGCAGAAUUCAUAUCUGACUCAAAUGUUUAGAAUAUAGCCAUUGAAUAGUUUGACUUAUCAAUGUCAAUAUACAUAUAACUGUCAGUUGAAUUGUUUUGCCAACGUGUCACUGAAAGACAGAUGCUGAUAGGACCUGAAUAAUAGAAUGCUUUUUACUAUUUAGAUAGAUAGGAAAGAACCAAUCACUGAUAUACAUCAGAGGAAGCUAGGCCAAGUUCUGUGACUUUACUUCUGUCAUGGAGGUGGAAUUUAAAAGAAACAGACUUGGUUUUUAGGUAUAUACUCAAUACUGCAAAGUGAUGCCUUAUUUACAGGAAGGGCAGCUUCUACCUGUAGGACAUGGUAGUGGAUGAGCCCCUCGUAUCCCUCAGCUUGUCCUUUUUGGGACCAAGUUUAUCUCCAUCCCCCUCACCUGGAAUCGUCACUUAUUUUCACCCAGUUCAAUACUAUGAAGCAGAUGUUAAUUACUGAGGGGGUGGGAAACAGAUCCCCAUAGUUUCUGCAUUUUUUUUGUGUGUGUGUGCGCGCCUCAGAUGCAAGAGCUGGCAAUGUAAAUGAUAUAAAACAGGGCAAGUGCAACACUUGCUGGGAUCAACUCAAUUUAAUUUUGCUUAGGUAAGUGUAAAUAGUUAUUUCCGUAUUUCAGUAUGGGAUCACGAUGAUGUGCUUAAAAUUCAAACUGACUGUUUUACUUCUCUUCUGUUGACAGUAAGCGUAUCGACCAAAGAAAGCUUUCUGCAUGUAUUACAAUCGCCAUGUAAAAGUAGCCGUCAGUUGAUGGAGUUGUGUAGCCUGCUAGCAUAUUUCAGCACUAGCUUAAUAACUUUUACACUGUCAGAGAAGAGAAUACAGUGGACUUAGAACAAAGAAUCAUUGUCAUUGGCACAAUGAUCGAUUAAACUUUGUCCAAAAUCAAUGUUAAUUAUUGUAGAAAUCAGGGUGAAAACAGUCAAUUUUCUGGUGAUUACUUUUGUUGAACUGAUUUUUUUCAUUUUAAUUGUGUCUUUCCAAAUACAUGCAUAUGCACUUGAAUGAGGAGGUUGGGGGUGUAGCAAAAGUCAACCUAUUUAUAAGGGCUUUUUAGCUUUGCCUCUGGAUCUCAUUUCCAUAUGCAGCUGUAUGUUUUGAUCAGAGUAAAAAGAACAGGAGUACUUGUGGCAUCUUAGACACUAACAAAUUUAUUUAAGCAUAAGCUUUCAUGAGCUACAGCCCACUUCAUCAGAUGCAUAAAAUGGAACAUAUAGUAAGAAGAUAUAUAUACACAUACAGAGCACAUGAAAAGGUAGAAGUUGUCAUACCAACUCUAAGAGGCUAAUUAAUUAAGAUGAGCUAUUAUCAGCAGGAGAAAAAACUUUUGUAGUGAUAAUCAAGAUGGCCUAUUUCAGACAGUUGACAAGAAGGUGUGAGGAUCUUUAACAUGAGAAAGAGAUUCAAUUUUGGUAAUGACCCAGCCACUCCCAGUCUCUAGUCAAGUCCAAGUUAAUAGUAUCUAGUUUACAAAUUAAUUCCAGUUCAGCAGUUCGACCUGCUGAAGGUUGAAACAACACACUGGACUUCUACAUAGAGUGCUUCUGUCGACCUGCACAGGCUGAAAUUGUGGAAAAGCAGCAUUACUUGCCCCAUAACCUCAGCCGUGCUGAACACAAUGCCAUCAACAGCCUCAGGAACAACUCUGACAUCAUAAUCAAAAAGGCUGACAAAGGAGGUGCUGUUGUCAUCAUGAAUAAAUUGGAAUUUAACAGUACCAGACUUAAAAGGUGGCAAUUUUGCAACAGAAAAGCUUCAAAAACAGACUCCAGUGAGAAACUGCUGAACUGGAAUUAAUUCGCAAACUAGAUACCAUUAACUUGGGCUUGAAUAGACACUGGGAGCAGCUGGGUCAUUACCCAAAUUGAAUCUAUUUCCCCGUGUUAAGUAUCCUCACACCUUCUUGUCAACUGUCUGAAAUGGGCCAUCUUGCUUAUCACAAGUUUUUUUUUCCUCCUGAUGAUAAUAGCUCAUCUUAAUUAAUUAGCCUCUUAGAGUUGGUAUGGCAACUUCCACCUUUUCAUGUUUUGUAUGUAUAUAUAUCUUCUUACUAUAUGUUCCAUUCUAUGCAUAUGGUGAAGUGGGCUGUAGCCCACAAAAGCUUAUGCUUAAAUAAAUUUGUUAGUUUCUAAGAUGCCACAAGUACUCCUGUUCUUUUUGCAGAUACAGACUAACACAGCUUGAUCAGAGUAGUUUGGCAGAUAUUGAGCAGUCAGCAUAUGUAUAUUGCCUCUAAGGCAGUGUCAUUUCCUUUGGAAAGCUACUUGUGUUUUACUGUGUGCCUCCCUCUUCCGCAGCUAUGUCAAUCCAUUAGGCUGAAGUCUUCUCUCUCGUGGAUGGCCUAGCAUUAAGAUGAAGUGUAAACAUCACUGAAUGUUAGUUAGGGUAACAUGAUCCUUAAUGACUUUUUUUUUUUUAAUCAGGAUGUAUUGAUUCUUUGCACCAUAUGAUGUAUGGGGAGUGUACAGCUUGCUUUAAGUUCACGAGAAAGAGAGAGAGAGAGACACACACACACACACAGUUGGCCUGUCCUCAGAUUCCAUCACUAUAUAAAAUGGGUCUGUCUUCAGUUCUCAGAUACUACAGUGCAGUAUAAGAACCUCUAUGGAAUAGUCAUUUACCUCUUUACUCUCACUUUGGCAGUUUCACUAGGUAUGCAUUGUUGUUUCCUGAAGGUUAAUACUAAGUGUUAAGUGGCUGUAGUUUUUCUCCUGGGGCCCUGCUCUCGCUUCCAACAGUAUUUGUUCGUUAUAAAACAAAAGAACUGAAUGUUGACAUGUCAGUCAUAUCACUGAAAAGUAACAAUUUCAGAAGUCAAAGUACAGCGGAGGAGAUGAGAAGUAUAUAUGGCAUUCUCAGUAAGCAAAGGGGUUUUGCUGAUGAGAUUCAAGCUUUGUAGUUGUAGAAUUAUUGUAACAUAAUUGCUUUGUAUACUGCCAGAGCAACUUCCUGCUCAAAGGGAGUGUUUUCCUUUGGCUACUGUCCCAGUAACAAUCUCUGGGCUGAUUUUUUCCAUUUAGCUGUGAGUAGUAAUUCUUCCAUUAUCUCAAAUAAUUUUGAGCUGGCAAAUAUUUAACAUGAGCACCUCACAGUGUUAAUAUAUGUAGACUCCCAAUACCUCUCGGAGGUAGGGAAACUGAAGCACUGAGAGUGAAGGAGUUGCCUGAGGUUACAAAGGAUACCUGUGGCAGAGCAGGAAAUUUAACCCAGGUCUUCCAAGUGCCAGGCUCCCAUCUUCACUACUUACCUAUCCUUCCUCUCUACUAAUGCCCCCUAACACCUUUGCUCAGGCAGUGCUUGAGGUGAGUUUUAGUGGGGCAGGAUUUUUUUAAACAGUCUGAUAUUCAAUUCAAAGAGUAAACUGUAUCAGUCUUACAAGGAGUAAAAAGGCACAGCUAGAUAAUUAGUAAAGAGAAAUUUCAACUUACCUCACUCAGAUUUGCAAGUUAAUUUUAUUGAUUUCCAAUCAUAAAACUUUAGACACACAGGUAAUUUGAGUCUGUCUUCUGUACACACCAUUACUAUGAAAUUCUUUACAUUAUUAAUAUAAUAAAUAACAUUCACUGAGGUGUGCAAGUCAUUUAGCACUUAUACCUGCACCAUUACAAAAGCAGAUAUCCAAGUCAAAGUGAAUAAUAUUUCAAGUUAAAAUUAAGCAAGCUGCCAGCAUUGAAUGGCAUGAUUGAGGCACUUUCAAAUUAAAAAUGUCCACGCUUUACUGCUCCAGCCAAAGUGCACUAGUAAAUGAUAGAUUUUAUCCCAAUGUUCCACAUCACACUUAAGUGAAAAAGUAUCCUGAAGGUGCAUUUCUCUACUAUUAAAUGAGUCAAUUGGUAAGAAAAACUAGUCCAAAAGAUAA
This is a messenger RNA of Chelonia mydas (Green sea turtle), 6984 nucleotides long. It is a transcript of the gene MTMR2, whose product is annotated as myotubularin related protein 2. The transcript is spliced from 15 exons. NCBI's taxonomy places the organism in Eukaryota, Metazoa, Chordata, Testudines, Cheloniidae. Gene Ontology annotation, molecular function: phosphatidylinositol-3,5-bisphosphate 3-phosphatase activity. Gene Ontology annotation, biological process: dephosphorylation. The coding region runs from base 777 to 2681 and encodes 634 amino acids. The record is from RefSeq and is a predicted model, not a curated record.